GUUAUUGAUUAUAGAAAUGCACAAUGCAAGUGCAGCCCACGCAGUGGGCGAGAGUCCAUUUUACCAGCUCACUUAAGGGUAGUGCCAGCAAUAUGACGUCUUCAUACACAGCGGGGUGACUACCUGCAUACAUAAAUCACAUCAACAAAAUUAUAAUCCUCUAAGAAUGACUAUUGGCUCGCCCCAACGUGGCUAGGCCUCAAGGGAGGGUGCUAAUUUGGAAGAGCCAAUUUGAGGCAUUCUUUGCAGAUGUCAAUGCAGUUGUUGUUGAUGUCUGUAAGCAAGAAAUCGGCCAACUGAUGUCAUAUUGCUGAGUAUAUCUUUAAACCUUUGUUAGUGAAAUUACUAGUACUAAUGAAAGCAAUAUUAUAAGACGUUUUAAGAAACUAAAUAUUCUACAGGCAUACAGCUUAUUACCCAAAAGGCUUGAGUCUCUCAUAAGCUCCACUUACCCUCGUAAGUCAUACAGGACACAGUCGUAGCUUGUAAGUGUUACUAGCUAUUAGCUUCUUGAACCAUCAUUCAGCAAUACGAGUUUAGGAGCUGCUCGAAAACCACUGCACCACAAUUUUUGAAAACUGCAAAUAUUAUAACAUUAUACACAUGGUUGUUGGUGUGUAUACACAUGGUUGUUGGGUGUGUGUGUGUGUGUGUGUGUGUGUGUGUGUGUGUACGUGCAUGCGUGAGUGUCUCAGAGCUGCAGGUGGCCUUUAAGGAGUUUGACUACGAUGGGGAUGGCUUCCUGCAUUACAAGGACGUGGCCGACUGUAUGAGGACCAUGGGAUACAUGCCCACUGAGAUGGAGCUCAUAGAGAUUAUACAGCAGAUCAAGAUGAAAUGGGGCGGUCACGUGGACUUUGAUGAUUUCUGUACUGAGCUGAUGGGCCCUAGGAUGCUGGCUGAGACGGCUCACAUGAUGGGGAUGAGGGAGGUACGCAGUGCUUUCAAACAGUUUGACAGCGACGGGGACGGGCGCAUCACCUUGGAGGAGCUGAAGGACAGCAUGAAGGCUCUGCUGGGCGAGAAGCUGAAGAAGGGGGAGCUGGAGGAGAUCCUCCAGGACAUUGACCUCAACAAGGACGGUGGGAUAGACUUCGACGAGUUUGUCAUGAUGCUGUCAUCGCGGUAGCCUGCCUCAUCCAUCAAGCAAACAAACUAACAACAUGCACUGGAUGAGGUCUGGAUCACCAAACAAGUGAUAUCAUUCUUAUGUGUCACUUCCCUGUAGUAUUGUGCAUAAUUUCUGUAUGAAAUGAUUUUGCAUAUUCAUCAGAUUUAGAUCUGAAUGCUUUUGUAGUGUAUAGAGAUAGAUUGUAAGAUAUCAAUUCAGGUCAAAUUGUUGCCUUUAUUGAUUUUUUUUACAAUAAAACUGGUUUAAGCAAUGCAGCAGAGGGCGAAGGGUGAGUUAUGAAACAAGACUAGUGUUUCAUAGCCGCUACAUAGCAGUGGUGAGUCUAUGUCGCCACCUUCUGGAAGCAUUCUGAACAACCAAUAGAACAGAUUGUAUGUUAUGGUAGAGUAGUGUGUAAUAAUGUGUUGUGUUAUGUAUUGUUUUAUUGUAUGUAAAUUGUGAUUGGAC
Molecule: messenger RNA, 1579 nt
Organism: Coregonus clupeaformis (lake whitefish)
Lineage: Eukaryota; Metazoa; Chordata; Actinopteri; Salmoniformes; Salmonidae
Gene: cabp4
Product: calcium binding protein 4
Exons: 4
Coding region: 626-1129 (167 amino acids)
Molecular function (GO): calcium ion binding
Source: RefSeq, a predicted model, not a curated record